Messenger RNA from Nerophis lumbriciformis (worm pipefish), 2823 nucleotides. The record is from RefSeq and is a predicted model, not a curated record. Lineage: Eukaryota; Metazoa; Chordata; Actinopteri; Syngnathiformes; Syngnathidae.
GAAGUGAGUAUCAUGGACGAGAAGAACAUCCCCAUCAGGACGUACCAAGUUUGUAACGUCUUACAACCCAAUCAGAACAACUGGCUGAGGACGGACUGGAUCGCCAGAUCUGGUGCUCAGCGGGUUUACGUGGAGGUCAAGUUUACACUUAGAGACUGCAACAGCCUGCCUGGGGUCACCGGCACCUGCAAGGAGACGUUCAAUCUGUACUACCACGAGUCCAACGAAGACAGGGAGAACUUCAUCAAAGAGAGCAGCUUCAUUAAGGUGGACACGGUGGCGGCCGAUGAGAGUUUCACUCAGGUGGACGUUGGAGACCGAAUCAUGAAACUCAAUACCGAGGUCCGUGACGUAAAGGUGACAAACAGGAAAGGCUUCUACUUGGCCUUUCAGGAUGUGGGCGCCUGCAUCGCCUUGGUGUCCGUGCGUGUUUUCUACAAAACCUGCCCCCUGACUAUUCGGAACCUGGCAACCUUCCCAGACACGGUGACAGGGGCUGACACUUCCUCCUUAGUGGAGGUCAGGGGAUCCUGCGUGGACCAAUCAGAAGAGAGGGAAGAGCCUAAAAUGUACUGCGGUGCAGAUGGAGAGUGGCUGGUUCCUAUUGGUGGAUGUCUUUGUAACCCGGGAUACGAAGAAAAGGGAAGUUCAUGCAAAGCGUGUCCUGCUGGUUUCUACAAGUCAAGGUCAUCUGAUGCAGGAUGCUCCAAGUGUCCUCCACACAGCUAUUCACUUCGAGAAGGGUUGACGGUUUGUGACUGCCAUUCCGGAUACUUCCGAGCUGAUGGCGACCCUCCCUCCAUGGCUUGUUCCCAGCCUCCAUCAGCUCCGCAGCAACUGAUCUCGGUAGUGAACGAGACCUCCGUGGUUUUGGAGUGGAGCCCCCCUCGCCGAUUAGGUGGUCGUAGCGACAUCAGCUACAGCCUGGAGUGUCUCGUUUUGGCCUCAGGCGCUCAGCUGUGCCAGCCCUGCAGCUCAGACGUGCUCUUCUCUCCAGACCAGACGGGCCUGAGGGGUACCCGAGUGGUUGUGAGCGAGCUCAGAGCUCAUACUCACUACACGUUCAUCGUGCAGGCACGCAACGGGGUCUCCCAGGGUGCUGCUGCUGGGGCAGCCCAGAGCGUGUCUGUCUCUGUAACCACCAAUCAAGCUGCUCCCUCCCCUGUGUCAUCCAUUCACGUCACCGACGUGACGAGGCAUACACUGUCAUUGUCAUGGCAACAGCCAGAUCAACCCAAUGGGGUCAUCCUAGAAUAUGAGGUCAAGUUUUAUGAGAAGGAUCAGAGGGAGAGGUCGUACCGCAUAAUGAGGACGUUUUCCCGAAGCGUGGAAGUCACGGGACUCAACCCGCUCACCGUCUACGUGUUUCACGUGCGGGCUCGCACCGCCGCCGGAUAUGGAGAGUUUAGUACUCCGUUUGAAUUUGCCACCAAUUCAGAUCCCUUCCCUCUGAUUGGAGAAGGCGUCAACUCUGCCUUCCUCUUGCUGUCCGUGAGCGGUGUUGGAAUUCUUUUGCUUAUAUCUGCAGCCAUUUUCAUUAUUAGUCGCAGGAGGAACAAGUACAGUAAAACCAAGCAAGACUCAGAGGAGGAGAAACAUCUUAAUCCGGGAGUAAAGAUCUACGUGGACCCGUUCACCUACGAGGACCCCGAUCAAGCCAUCCAUGAGUUUGCCAAGGAGAUUGACGUGAGCUGCAUUCACAUCGAGAGAGUAAUCGGCAUGGGAGAGUUUGGCGAGGUGUGCAGCGGCCGCUUACGUGUGCAGGGGAAGCGAGAAGUCUACGUUGCCAUUAAAAGCCUGAAGGCAGGAUAUUCGGACAAACAGAGGCGGGACUUCUUGUCCGAGGCGUCCAUCAUGGGGCAGUUUGACCACCCCAAUAUCAUUAGGCUGGAGGGGGUUGUUACCAGAUGUAAACCACUGAUGAUCAUAACGGAAUACAUGGAGAAUGGAUCACUGGACGCUUUUCUUCGGAAACAUGACGGCCAGUUCACUGUUAUCCAGCUGGUGGGAAUGUUGCGUGGCAUCGCCUCAGGCAUGAAGUACCUGUCAGACAUGAGCUACGUUCACCGUGACCUCGCGGCUCGAAACAUCCUGGUCAACAGCAACCUUGUGUGUAAGGUGUCCGACUUCGGUCUGAGUCGGGUUCUGGAGGAUGACCCGGAAGCCGCGUACACCUCAAGGGAAACCCUUGGUACUUACCUUUCCCCUGGCGGGAAGAUCCCCAUCAGGUGGACGGCUCCAGAAGCCAUCGCCUACAGAAAGUUCACCACAGCCAGUGACGUGUGGAGUUACGGCAUUGUCAUGUGGGAGGUGAUUUCUUAUGGCGAGAGGCCCUACUGGGACAUGAACAACCAGGAUGUGAUCAAAGCAAUUGAUGAGGGCUACCGCCUGCCUGCUCCCAUGGACUGCCCUGUGGUUCUGCACCAGCUAAUGUUGGAUUGCUGGGAACGAGACCGAGCUGAAAGACCCACUUUUAGCCAGAUUCUCAACAUGCUGGAUAAGCUAAUUCGGAACCCCGGGACUCUGCGCAGAACUGGAGUGGAAAGGAGUGCAAGAGAAGAAACUGCUUUUUCAGUCUUGUCUGUGUGUGUGCCCAAAUGGUCGCUCUGUGAGUGGCUGCAGUCCAUUGGCUUGGAGAGGUACGCCGAGACGCUACUGGCGGGAGGAUACUCCAGCCUUGACAACCUACUGGCACUCACACACCAGGAGAUGGACAGACUUGGAAUCCUCAGCCCAUCACACCAGGACAUACUAGUCGCCAGUAUACAGCAAGAAAUGUUGUCUCAAAUGCAGCACAUGCAACACACGAUGGUUCCCGUGUGA